Messenger RNA from Pan troglodytes (chimpanzee), 1134 nucleotides. RefSeq names its product putative olfactory receptor 8G3. Gene Ontology annotation, biological process: G protein-coupled receptor signaling pathway. Gene Ontology annotation, cellular component: membrane. The transcript has a single exon. The coding region runs from base 62 to 937 and encodes 291 amino acids. NCBI's taxonomy places the organism in Eukaryota, Metazoa, Chordata, Mammalia, Primates, Hominidae. Gene Ontology annotation, molecular function: G protein-coupled receptor activity; olfactory receptor activity. The record is from RefSeq and is a predicted model, not a curated record.
ACUCUCACACACAAACACAUUCAAUUUCUAUUUUUAAAACUUAGAGACUGUUAACAAGAUCAUGGACCCUGGAAACCAUUCCUCAGUGACUGAGUUCAUUCUGGCUGGGCUCUCAGAACAGCCAGAGCUCCAGCUGCGCCUCUUCCUCCUGUUCUUAGGAAUCUAUGUGGUCACAGUGGUGGGCAACCUGGGCAUGACCACACUGAUUGGGCUCAGUUCUCACCUGCAUACCCCCAUGUACGGUUUCCUCAGCAGUCUGUCCUUCAUUGAUCUCUGCCAUUCCACUGUCAUUACCCCUAAGAUGCUGGUGAACUUUGUGACAGAGAAGAACAUCAUCUCCUACCCUGAACGCAUGGCUCAGCUCUAUUUAUUCAGUAUUUUUGCUAUUGCAGAGUGUCACAUGUUGGCUGCAAUGGCAUAUGACCGCUAUGUUGCCAUCUGCAGCCCCUUGCUGUACAAUGUCAUCAUGUCCUAUCACCACUGCUUCUGGAUCACAGUGAGAGUUUACAUUUUAGGCAUCCUUGGAUCUACAAUUCACACCGGCUUUAUGUUGAGACUCUUUUUGUGCAAGACUAAUGUGAUUAACCAUUAUUUUUGUGAUCUCUUCCCUCUCUUGGGGCUCUCCUGCUCCAGCACCUACAUCAAUGAAUUGCUGGUUCUGGUCUUGAGUGCAUUUAACAUCCUGACGCCUGCCUUAACCAUCCUUGCUUCUUACAUCUUUAUCAUUGCCAACAUCCUCCGCAUUAGCUCCACUGAGGGCAGGUCCAAAGCCUUCAGCACUUGCAGCUCUCACAUCUUGGCUGUUGCUGUUUUCUUUGGAUCUGCAGCAUUCAUGUACCUGCAGCCAUCAUCUGUCAGCUCCAUGGACCAGGGGAAAGUGUCGUCUGUGUUUUAUACUAAUAUUGUGCCCAUGCUGAACCCCCGACCUACAGCCUGAGGAAUAAAGAUGUCAAACUUGCUGUGAAGAAAAUUCUGCAUCAGACAGCAUGUUAAUGAAUAGAAUCAAUGUUAUGUUGUUACAUCAAGAUAGGUCUUUGGUUUGAUUAGAUAUCUAACUUAUUGGAUUUAUUGUUGAGAUUUAUGAAAAUUUAGUGAUGCUCUUUUAUGUAACAUAGCUCCAAAAUAUUCCUCCGG